AUGAUGACGGCGGGAGAGCCGGACGAGGCGUUCGGGAGUUCGGACGACUCGUCGCUCUUCUUGUCUGUCUCCAAGAUUCUGGAGAGCAUCGGCGAGUCCCAGUCCCUCGUCUGGAUGCGUCGCAAUUCGGGCCAUCUUGUGCCCAUCUUCUGCCUUGUCGGCAUCCUCGGCAACUCGAUGGCUUUGAUUUUGAUAAGGUUUUUCUUCAAUAUCUGCACGUCUUUUGUAUCAGACUUUCUUUGAAACUUCUUUAAAAUGAUAAAUUUAACCUUUUUACGGUGGAUUUUGUGCUCAAGUUCUUUUCUUUCCAACCUUCCCACUUUCUUUCCCAGCUUUUUUUCCUGAAGCGCUUUCCAUUUUCUGAAUAACUUUCAAUUGAAAAAAAUAGAGAUUAUGUUCAGAAUUGCACAAAAUCAAGCGACUUGAGUUUAUAACUGAUUUUACCUUUACCUUUUCCAGUUAUCCUAUUUGAUUAUAUUUCGAUUUGCGCGAAAACAAACACUGUCAAAAAGCCUUUAUUUUUUAAAUCGACUUUUUUUCAUUUAUGCUGAAAAUCUUACCAUUUUCGAAAUGGAACCUUCCGCACACCCGAAACCUUGUCAUUUUUUCGAACUGCUUGAAAAAUGUCCUUCAUUCCAAACUGCUUGGAAGAAAGCGGAAAUGAGCUCCUGAGGCCUUUUUUAUUCGUUUCGGUAAUGAGUUUGGCGGGAAGUUCCUGCAAAAAAGGGCCAUAAACCAACACGAGCCUCUCCGUUUCCCGGAGAAAGUCUUGAAGGAAAGCCAUUUUUCGUCGCACAUCUUUCCUUGAAAAACUACCGCGACGAGUGCCCAUUUUCUUGGCGGAUGGACCGCAAAUGGCUCAAGAUUAACGUUCUUCUUUUUCUGAACACUUGGACGGAAGGAUGAGCCGUGGAGGUGUCGACGAAUUCUUCAAUUUGGGGACUGCGAAAUUGAAAAAAGCCACCAAGAAGAAAAAGUACCUUCAAAAAAAAAAGUCCCUCAAAGAUCAGCUGAGUGAAAAAUAAGCUUCGAAGUUCUGCUACACUCUACGUCAUGGAAGGAACCCAUGCUAGGAAAAAAUCCAAAGAAAUUUCAAAUUUUUCAAAAACACAAUUGCUCUCAAAAAACUUUGACAAACCUCGCCUCUUCGCUCUUAGACUGAUUUCGCAAAUUUAAGAAAUAGGGUGUAAAAAAAAAGAAAUAUUUUAUAUAAAAUGGUCUUUUUCCCUCCCUGCAACAUCACCAUACCAUCCCGAUGUUGCGAAAAAUAAACAAAUUGAUUAAAAAAAGUUUAAGUAAAAAAGACUCGCGCCUAUUCCUUCACUUGAUAAUCUAUUCUUCAAUUAUUUUUUUUGUGUUAAAUAAUGGCAGUGAAUAAACUAUAUAUAUAAGACUCCUGUACAUUUGAGCCACAAAAAAAUGAAUGAAUAAAGCUGGAAAAUGAGUUGACAAUUAUCUUUAGUCUCUGUUUUAUUGUUUUUAAAUUUCCAAAUUUUGAGGACGAACUUCUGGCUGAAGAGACUGACGUCGAACGUCUACCUGUGCACGCUGUCCAUUUCGAGCUGUAUCUUUCUUUUCACGGUAAUUGUCACCUGCGCCGACAUGUACCUCCAAUUGCCCAUCUAUGGCGAAUCUGAAAUCGGAUGCAAAGUCUGUCCUUUUCUUCUUUUGCUUAGAGUAUCUUUCUUUUGCAGCUCUUCACCUUUCUGGCUCAUUUCAGCGACUUUAUCUGCGUCUGGAUGAUCUCGUGGAUCUCUUGCGAUCGGAUGAUUGUUCUCUACCGGCCAGGUGUGGAUGUCUAACGGAUAUUCUGAAAUUAUCUCGAAAGUUUCACGAAAUGCUAUAUAAUCAUGCAUUUCAACGUGAAAGUGUGAGGCAAAACUCUUCUAAAAUCUAAUAAAUCUGAAGUUUUUUUUUUGUAGAAUUCUAUAGUUUUUUUAUCAGACUCCGUUAAAUUUCUCAGAGUUUAUUUACUGGAUUGUCGUUCUGUUAUUUUCUCGUUAUCUGAAAAAUCCAAAGAAUUUUUCGGAAUUAAAACUCUGAUUGAGAAUCCUUGCUAGGAGUAUGGACAAAAGGUCCAGAAAAGAAAAGCUUAAUAAUAAUAGGUUUAUUCACUGCAUACUGUUAGAAAAUAAUAAAUAAAAUAGUUCAGAAUACGAAAGCAGCAGAAUAACCAAAACGGGAAUUAGUCCACCCUAACGAGUAGACUAUGACCCGGGGAUAGAAAGGAAGUCAGAGCAAACGGGAAGGAAUGGAUUCGAAAAAAAGGCAGAGUUAGGGAGAUCAUUAAGUUUAACCCGUAGCGCAUCCGUAGAGACGUUAAAAAUUUAUUCUAGAGGUAAGUUUAUUCCAUAAUGGAAUAGUUUUGGAAAAAAAAUCUUUAGAGAACUGACCGGAAGUGCGAAGUCGAAGUGGAUUCCUCUGUAAAGGAGAAAUAGUGAAGAAGUCAUUGCGAUUGAGAAAAUGGUCAGAGCCGCAAAUUAUUUUAUGAAGAGAAAUAAUGUCGUUAAUACAACGACGUACAAAGAGAGGUUUAAAGCCAAAUUGGCUGAGACGAUCAGAAUAAGAACUGAAGCGAACAUUGCAUCUUAUAAAAAAACUUUUUCUACUGAAUUGGCGUAGAGAAGACUCGAGUUUGAAGCAUUCCUCAGACGAGAUAGAGGGAGAAAAGAUUUCACUACAAUAUUCGAGAAUAGGCGUCACGUAGGUUUGAAACAUUCUGAGGUAGUGCAGGGGGGAAGAAAACUUAAAGGUAUUUAGUAUUUGAUUAGACCGUAAUGUAGCAAAAGGCAGAGAUACGGGAAAUAUGGUCUUUGAAGGAGAGCUUCUCAUCAAUUUGAAGGCCUAGAUCACGAACAAUUGAUCUUUGUGGGAUUUGAAAUUGAUCAAGAAAAAUAGACCGUUUGAGGAUUGUUAGAGCCAAAGUGAAGAGAAAAAAAGUCUUUUUCAACAGCAAGUGGAAGAGACCAAAGUUCUGACCAUUGGAAAAAUACCAUUUAUGCUUCUUUUGAAGCGAAUCAGGGCAAGAGCUAUAAACCUUGAGGUCAUCAGCAAAGAUAGAGAUAGAGGAUUGAGGAUCAAUAAAAUUUUUCAAUAUCAUUGAUGAAAAACGAGAAAGAGAAGGGGGCCGCUGACCGUCCCUUGAAGUACACCCUGAAGGAUUAGAAAAAGAAUUAUAAUAAUAAUAAUAGGUUUAUUCACUGCAUACUGUUGGAAAAUAAUAAAUAAAAAUAGUUCAGAAUACGAAAGCAGCAGAAUAACCAAAACGGGAAUUAGUCCACCCUAACGAGUAGACUAUGACCCGGGGAUAGAAAGGAAGUCAGAGCAAACGGGAAGGAAUGGAUUCGAAAAAAAGGCAGAGUUAGGGAGAUCAUUAAGUUUAACCCGUAGCGCAUCCGUAGAGACGUUAAAAUUUAUUCUAGAGGUAAGUUUAUUCCAUAAUGGAAUAGUUUUUGGAAAAAAAUCUUUAGAGAACUGACCGGAAGUGCGAAGUCGAAGUGGAUUCCUCUGUAAAAGGAGAAAUAGUGAAGAAGUCAUUGCGAUUGAGAAAAUGGUCAGAGCCGCAAAUUAUUUUAUGAAGAGAAAUAAUGUCGUUAAUACAACGACGUACAAAGAGAGGUUUAAAGCCAAAUUGGCUGAGACGAUCAGAAUAAGAACUGAAGCGAACAUUGCAUCUUAUAAAAACUUUUCUACUGAAUUGGCGUAGAGAAGACUCGAGUUUGAAGCAUUCCUCAGACGAGAUAGAGGGAGAAAAGAUUUCACUACAAUAUUCGAGAAUAGGCGUCACGUAGGUUUGAAACAUUCUGAGGUAGUGCAGGGGGGAAGAAAACUUAAAGGUAUUUAGUAUUUGAUUAGACCGUAAUGUAGCAAAGGCAGAGAUACGGGAAAUAUGGUCUUUGAAGGAGAGCUUCUCAUCAAUUUGAAGGCCUAGAUCACGAACAAUUGAUCUUUGUGGGAUUUGAAAUUGAUCAAGAAAAUAGACCGUUUGAGGAUUGUUAGAGCCAAAGUGAAGAGAAAAAGUCUUUUCAACAGCAAGUGGAAGAGACCAAAGUUCUGACCAUUGGAAAAAUACCAUUUAUGCUUCUUUUGAAGCGAAUCAGGGCAAGAGCUAUAAACCUUGAGGUCAUCAGCAAAGAUAGAGAUAGAGGAUUGAGGAUCAAUAAAAUUUUUCAAUAUCAUUGAUGAAAAACGAGAAAGAGAAGGGGGCCGCUGACCGUCCCUUGAAGUACACCCGAAGGAUUAGAAAAAAAGAAUUGUUAGAAAACGAGUUGUUAACUUUUUACAAUGGAGGAACGGUUAGAUAAAAAAAUUGGAGAACCAGCGACAGAGAGUAUCAUUAAAAGCCGAAAAAUGGACAUCUUUAGGCGUAAAAGGUUAUGAUCUACUUUAUCGAAGGCUUUGGAAAAAAAUCGAAAUAAACAGCAUCGAUAGGAAGAUUAGAUGCCAAGGAUUUUUUUGAAUGGAGGAAAGGGAGCUGAUUAGAGAUAGUUUGCAUGACCUACGAUUGAGAAAGCCGAAUUGGAAUUGAGAGAACUUUUUCAGAAAAAAACGAGAUCUUAUCAUUUGAGUAAUGAUGCGUUCAAAUACACGAGAAAUUGGAUGAGUGAGAGAUAUGGGGCGAAAGUUAUUUGGAUCAGAAAGACUACCUUUUUUAUGCACAGGAAUAACUAUAGUAGACUUAAAUAAUGAAGGAGUGAUACCGGUUAGACUUGUAGAGUUUUUUUUGGGCCUCUAUGCAAAUUGAGGAAAUUAGCGAUCCAUCAAAAUAGGGCCUUUUUUGAAAGUUUACUCUUUUUAAUGUGAGGAAUGAUAAGACGGAAUUCAAGACUGCUUAUUCUUCCUUUUCCACUGGUAUUUGCGUUUUAGGAAUCCGGAAAUGGGUGUGCACGAAACAGUUUUCGAGGAACAUGACCCUGGCGACUGUGGCGACCUCGGCGAUUCUCUACAGCUGGGUCUUUCUUUUUGCCGGCCUCGAGUCCUACGAUUCCGGCUCCGGUGGCGGCACUUUCUGUGGUCUCAGCGAGGACAUCGAUGUCUUCGGGUGAGAAUUUCUUAUAAAAUGCCAACCUUUUAGUAUAUCCUAUUCAAAGUAUAAGUGAUUUUGCGUUUUGAGAAAGGUUUUUGAUUUUUUUUUUCCUCCUUGUACUUUCCAGUUUUUGAAUUCUAGCCGCUACUCGGUAGUUUAAAGUAAAAGACAAAUUCAAUGAAGCUGUCCAGAGUUUUGGUCCAUUUUUGUUCUUUUUUGAAGCCACAUAAAGAAUUUUCAUUAAGUUUAAAGCGAGAAUACCUUUAGAUACGAACAUGGACUCAAGUCAAUGAUGAUUUAUAUAAAAUCACUCUGAAAACUGAGUCUUACUGUAGGUACAAGGUCUCGGAGCACUACUUCGUCUUCACUUUGAUGGACGCGGCGAUCUGCACGUUGAUCCCGGCGAUCCUCAUCAUUAUCGUCAACACUUUCUCGACGUAUCGAUACCGACAAUGUAUGAAGAUCUACUCUUCGGGAGUCCUACGGGUUCGCUUUUUCCGAGCGCCGACCACCAACAACAACGACACGGAGAUGGUGGUCAGUUUCACUACUUGAGAAAGAAGAAAAAGGCCGAGUUCAGGAGGAAACAACGGCCAAAAAACUGCUUCUGAGUACGACAAACCCCACCAACACACACGUCUCAACGCAGUCGAAUCGGUCCCGAAACUGCGGAAAGUUGAGAUCUUCCGAUUUGCAGCUCAGUCGGACGCUUCUGAUAGUCACUAGGUAUUCCUUUUCUAUCGAUUGAGGUGCUUUUAGGAUAACAUUAGAAAUAUGAAAUAUUUGUAAAUUUCAUUAGAAUUUAAUAGACUUCAAAAGAUGUUUUUUUACUCCUUCUAUAACUUUCUCGAAGAAUAACUUGCAAUUCAAUGAAAACGGCGACCUUCAGAAUGUUUCUGGUAGGAUAUAAAUGUUUCUAGUUUUUCGAGUAUAGUGGGAGAACUCUACUUUUUGAUAUCUACCAAAAUCAAAUUGAUACUUGCUUUGAGAAAGUAUGAAGUUUCUAGUUGUUUGAACUGAAUAAUGCGCGUAAGUCACUUUGUGGUCGGGUGCGACUUCGAAAAAUAAUCGUCAUCACGCAUGGCCUUCUCCGUGAAUAGUUUUUUUUUCCUAAAGAAAGAAAAGAAAAAAUUUAGGAAAAACUUUCAAAGAUUUGGCACAAUAAUGAAUCAAGUACAUUUUUUCAUAAGAUUAUGUGUCGCUUCUCAAAGUUUCUCUACAUUUUCCUUCUCUCCGAGUUCUGAAAUCCCUGACUUUUCAGCACAUUUGUCCUGCUGAACGUGCCGAGCUACAUCAUGCGCAUCAUGCAGUACAUCUUCUCUCCGCCCUCCUCUCAUCUUUUCCAUUUUAUUCAUUUCCUCACUUACCUCAUCUACUAUCUUCAUCACGCCGUCCUCUUCUACAUGUACAUCUUCUGGAGGUACACCAACUUCGGAAAAAAAAAAUAAUGGAAAGAGAGUUUCAGUCCUCAAAUGAAAAAGCAGCUGAAGCCUACGGCGAUGCGGCUUCUCGAGUGCUACUGCUUCAAAACGGUUCCCGAAUUCGGCCACAGAUCCACUUCUAUGCAAGGAUUCAACAAAAACUGA
Messenger RNA from Caenorhabditis auriculariae, 6612 nucleotides. The record is from the annotation of a GenBank genome assembly. NCBI's taxonomy places the organism in Eukaryota, Metazoa, Nematoda, Chromadorea, Rhabditida, Rhabditidae.